GAGAAGCUCAAGAUGACUGUAGUCAAACUACAGCAGUCAAUGGUUGCACAGGUGGCAACUAAAGGAUCCACCAUGAGCAAGCAGGACUGGAAGGAAAAACGCGAGGAGAAGAUGCACAAGCAAGAGCUCAAGAACUUCAUGAGAAAAUAUGAGGAGGAAGUGGCAAACAACAAGACACUGCAAGAGGAGAACACCUCACUCACGAACCAGGUGCAGCAGAUGCUCAUGGACAUCGAAGACCUGAACGAUAGACUGGUGUGUGCGGAGGAUCAGAUGGCCAACGUGGUAGACCGCGCUACAGUCAAGAGCUUUGACCGACUCUCUCAAGUGGACAUACACAUCCCCCGACGCAUCACCAAUACUCUCAACAGCCGCCGUGCGCCAAUGGACAUGUGGGCCAGGAUCCCAAAGUCCAAAAAGAAUCUCAAGAAGGGCUGGGACACGGUGUUUGUUCGUCUCAACUACCACGCACGUGAACUGCAAGUGUUUAGUAGAGAACCGGCCGAGCUUACUACACAGUCGGACCAAACGCAGGGUCUGCUAAUGAGCGUGAGUCUGACGGACAUUAAAAUCGCACGCGCGCCAAAUAGGAACGAGGCCCACUCGGUCAAGAGUGAAUUUUUGGCGGCAAUGUUUUAUAUUAUAUACUACCCGCCGCAACAAUGUACCAAUCAGAUGGACGGACGGGCGACCAUCAAGUCCAACAUCUCCAGCAACUCUGAGGGGGGUCUGGGACUACACCAAGCCACGGGCCAUGUGCUGAAAGAGGUGUUGCAAACAAAGCCAUCGUGGUGCACCGUGUGUUCUGAACGCAUCUGGAGCUUAAAGGAGAAGCAGCUGAAGUGCACAAACGUGUCAAUGCAGAAGGACGAGUGUGACUGCACAAUCCAUAGUCGGUGCAUCUCCCUACUGAAGACGCACAACAUGUGCUCCAUCGCCACUCAGGCGCAGCAGCAGUUCUUCCUGUGCAAGAAUGUGGAUGUGCGAUCCACCUGGGUAGGAGCCAUCUUGAGCGAAUCGGU
Molecule: messenger RNA, 1022 nt
Organism: Sphaeroforma arctica JP610
Lineage: Eukaryota; Ichthyosporea; Ichthyophonida
Exons: 7
Source: RefSeq, a predicted model, not a curated record